Molecule: messenger RNA, 2259 nt
Organism: Mucor mucedo
Lineage: Eukaryota; Fungi; Mucoromycota; Mucoromycetes; Mucorales; Mucoraceae
Product: WD40-repeat-containing domain protein
Exons: 6
Coding region: 1-2259 (752 amino acids)
Biological process (GO): intracellular protein transport; endoplasmic reticulum to Golgi vesicle-mediated transport; COPII-coated vesicle cargo loading
Cellular component (GO): COPII vesicle coat; endoplasmic reticulum exit site
Molecular function (GO): protein binding; structural molecule activity
Source: RefSeq, a predicted model, not a curated record
AUGAAUGCAACUUUAGCUUGGAGUCGGGAAAGAGAACCCAUGCUGGUGACAGGUACAUUAACAGGUGCCAUGGCGCCUGAUUUCUCUAGUGCUUCUCAGCUCGAGAUUCUUUCUUUUGGUGGAGGCCACCUUUCUUCCCUUUGUAAAGUCAGCACCACCUCCAGGUUCAAUACAUUAGCUUGGGGUCAAGGUGUUAUUGCUGGUGGUAUGGAGACGAACGAACUGGAACUUUGGAACGCCACUACUAUGCUUGAUUCCACCAAGAGUGCCACAGAGGCGCUGAUACUUCGUACAUCCAUGCAUACAGGAAAACUCGCCUCUUUAGAUUUCAACUUUUUCCAACCCAACUUGUUAGCCUCCGCCGGAAAUCACAGCGAGGUAUAUAUAUGGGAUUUAAAUCAACCGGGUACACCGUUCACACCAGGCACAAAAUCAUCCAAGAUGGAUGAGAUCACCAGUGUCAAGUGGAACUGUCAGGUACAACAUAUCCUCUCUACCGCUUCUACCAACGGUUAUACCGUCGUGUGGGAUUUGCGUAACAAGAAAGAAGUCAUGACCUUGCCUUCCUCUUCUUCCAUCUCUUCCAUUGCCUGGAACCCUGACAUCGCCACACAAAUUGUCACUGCUUCAGGCGAUGAUAUCAACCCAACGUUAUCCUUAUGGGAUUUACGGCAUGCACAUUCACCGGAAAAGACCUUUCGGGGUCAUACACAAGGUAUACUGGAUGUAGCAUGGUGUCGACACGAUGCCGAUCUUUUAGUGUCCAGUGGAAAAGACGGACAAACCCUAUGUUGGAAUACGCAAUGGGGGACUUUGCAAUCACAGGUGGCUACUGAUAGUAAAUGGAGUUUUCGUGUGGAUUGGUGUCCACGCCAACCCCAUUUACUUGCCUAUGCCAAUAUGAACGGAUCCAUUAAUGUGGUAUCGAUAGAGGACUCUACCACUGUAGCAGCAGCACCACCAAAAUGGCGUCGUUGUCCUGUAGGAGCUACGUUUGGACUAGGUGGAAAAUUAGCUCGAUUUCACAAGAAAUGCGUACGAGUGACUACGAUCCAAACAGACCCAGAAAUCAUGAAACGAUCCGAGCAAUUAGAAUCAGCUACGGAAGAAGACAAUGUGCAUCAUUUUAUUGAAGAUCGUAUUCGAGAAAGUCAAGGACAAGAUAAAGUGGAUUGGGAGAUUCUUUUACCCUUGUUUUCAGAGAACGCUCGCGAACAUUUAAUUGCGUAUUUGGGGUUUGAUCGAGAUACGGUAGUGGAAGCUGCAGAGGCUAUACUAAGAAAAAAUACAAAAAAGAGCCCCCAGGAGAGUGAUCAUGGGCAGACUACCUUGUUUCAAACAUCUUCCAGUUUAUUUGUCGGUGGCGAGGGACAAAAGGGGGUGGCUGCCUCGUUUUUUAAAGCACAGGAUCCUUCAUCACAACAACCGUUUAAAUUCUUUCCUACUACAUCAACAACAGAUUUGGAUGGGUGUAUAACACAGGCAGUAGUAUUGGGCGAUUUCGAAAUAGCGGUGGAUCUUUGUAUUGCUCAUGAUCGAUUUGCGGAUGCCUUUAUGUUUGGCAUGUGUGGCGGUAGUGAAUUACUAGCACGUACACAAAAAGCGUAUUUGAACAAACAAUCCAAGCAUCAUGCGUAUCUUCGAUUAUUGGAAGGCAUUGUACAAGAUGAUUUGACGGGUAUUGUGAGGGAUGCGGAUGAAAAGGAUUGGUCGUCUGUGCUUGUGAUCUUGUGUACGUUUGCUCAAUCUACAGAUUUUGGAAGGUUAUGCGGGAUCAUGGGAGACCGAUUGAUGAGGCGCACUGAUUUGCGUGAGCACGCCACCUUAUUUUAUUUGGCGGCUGGUGAUUUAGAGAAAGUGGCGUCCAUUUGGAUUGCUCAAUUGGAUGGAGGAGAAGGUGUGCGAUUACAAGAGCUUGUGGAAAAGAUCACCUUAUUUCGAAAGGCCAUUCAAUUCGAGGACCCUCAUAAGAGAACGAAGGAGAAGGGAGGAGAGUAUGUAUUGAAAUCCUUGUAUGCGAAAUAUUGCCAGUAUGCCGAAUGGAUGGCAACCCAAGGGAAAUUGGAGGUGGCAAAGAAAUACAUUUGUUUGAUUCCCGAUGAUUAUGUGAAGGCUAAUUUGGAUUCAAUGGUGCAUGCACGUGUAUUUCGUAUGCCUGAGGAGACAAUGAUCAUUCAGACAAAGAGACCUGUGUCGUCAGCUACUACCCUCGGUUAUUAUAGUGCUCAUCAGCAGCCAUUUGUUACUAAAAGACAAUAA